CCCGCACCGUCCCGUCUGCUGCGUCCCAACUCUUCCCAGUUAGAGACACAAACACUAACAACAACAACAACAACAACACCACCACAAUGGGCGUCGUGGGUCUCGCUUCGCGCGCGCUGCUCGCGGCCGCCCUGGUCGCCCUGUGCUCGGCCGCGCGCUCGGACGCGCCCCGGGGGGUCGCGGUGGGAUUCGUCUUCGACCUGAAGGCGAGAUGCGAGCCGCAGUGCCGCCACGGAGGGAUCUGCAUCCGCAACGACACGUGCUUCUGCUCCAAGGGCUACGAGGGCGAGAGCUGCCAGUUUGCCCACUGUCAGCCCAGGUGUAAGAAUGGAGGGACGUGUCUUCGCCCGGGGAAGUGCAGAUGUCCUCCUGGGUUUGGAGGAAGAUUUUGUCAGAAAGUGACGUGUGACGGGGGAUGCUGGAACGGAGAAUGCAUCGCCGUCAACGGAGCGGCCAAGUGCAUCUGCUCCUCCAGCUGGACCGGGUCCAAGUGCCAGGAGGCGAUCUGUCCCCAGGGCUGCACCAACGGGGGGAGCUGCGUGGCCCCCGGGGUCUGCAGCUGUCCAGAGGGGUGGCUGGGCGGAGCCUGCCACGUCGCCGUGUGCACCAAGUCCUGCUGGAACGGAGGGAAGUGCAUCUCUCCAGAUAAAUGCCGCUGCCGGCCCCGGUUCACCGGCCCUCUCUGCGAGCGGGUAAUGAGGUAUGACUAAUGUGACCUCUGCCGGGGUCAAAGGUCAACGAGGACCAACGAGGGCAACGUCGUCGUGCGGACGAGGACAUUUCUUCUUCUCCUUUAAAGCUGAAACAUUUGUAGCUUCUAUGUAUUUUUUUCCUCUUUUUUUUUUAAAACCUUGAACCAGUGUGUGGUUUCCACUUGACUGUUUUAUAAUGUCAUUAAAUGAUUAAAAAGA
Pseudoliparis swirei is the source of this 911-nucleotide messenger RNA. It is a transcript of the gene seraf, whose product is annotated as Schwann cell-specific EGF-like repeat autocrine factor. Bases 87 to 710 code for a protein of 207 amino acids. The record is from RefSeq and is a predicted model, not a curated record. The transcript is spliced from 5 exons. NCBI's taxonomy places the organism in Eukaryota, Metazoa, Chordata, Actinopteri, Perciformes, Liparidae.